AUGGCUCCUCGAUGGACUUCAGAUGGUGCAUAUCUCGCAGAUACGAACUCCACAGACGACGCAACGACGUCACAUUCAUUUGCCUCGACGUCGACUCCCCCCGGUCGCCAUGCCCCUAGGAUGGUGAAACGUACCAUAACGAAACGUCAAUUCAAUAAUCGCCCCAAUUCCAACAACACCAACUCGAGAGAUGAUGAUGAUAGGGACAGGGACAGGGAUAGGGAUAGGGAUCGGCAAAGGAAUUCGUUUGGGUGUCCACAGUGCAACAUACGGGACAACGACCCUCGCGUGCGGUACGUAGGGAAUUGGAUCCUCAACGGGACGCAGCUUUCGACCUCACAUAUCACAUCAACAAUUGGGUCCACUGUUACGUUACGUUUCAACGGAACCGGAAUCAUUGUCUUUGGCACCGUCCCCGCAAGUAAUGAGACCGUCCUUCCUCCGUCUGCCGUAUAUCUCCUUGACGCCGACCCACCCUUCGCAACCUCGGCACCUUUCGCUCCCGCGAGUGUACCGAACCAGCCUAUGUUUGCCUCCGGCCAGCUAGCAGCAGACAGAGAGCACUCCCUCGUGAUCAACGUCACCAGCGCCGAAACUCCCUAUAUCCUGCAGAGAUUCUUCGUUUUCCCGAGACCCCCGUCUACAUUGAAGGACAUGAUCGGCCAGCUGCCUAGUGGCUCUGCGCGAGGUCAGAAUCCGGCAGCGACAGCGACAUCCUCGCCGAAGCCGUCGGUGACAUCCCAAACGCUCAACAGCAAUCGUCCUGACGCAGGUGCCCAGCAGGCUGUCCGGGCUCUAGCUGCUGUCCUUGGGACGUUGGCCUUCUUGAUAAUCGCUUGCAUCAUUGUCUUCCUCUUCCUUCGAUUUCGACGGCGCAGGCAGCUGGAAGCACAACUAGCGGCGGACGAGAAAUCAGCGUACGGAUCGCAAGUUGGCUCAAGAAGAUCGAGACGGCCAGAAACCGUGUACACCACAUUCACGUCUACGGAAUCGAUAUUACGGAACGACAGUGUGUGGUCUCCGUCUCAUCGUUCCACCCGCAGCCACUUCUCGCGAGGCGACGGGUACCGCAGCGAAGGUCGAAACACGAUAGACUUUACGCCUCCUCCCAUACCUCCAAAACCUGGCCGCGUCUCUUCUCCGAACACUGUAGGGUCAGGAACCGCCUGA
Molecule: messenger RNA, 1170 nt
Organism: Cyclocybe aegerita
Lineage: Eukaryota; Fungi; Basidiomycota; Agaricomycetes; Agaricales; Hemipholiotaceae
Source: the annotation of a GenBank genome assembly